Messenger RNA from Dacryopinax primogenitus, 1782 nucleotides. RefSeq names its product glucoamylase. The record is from RefSeq and is a predicted model, not a curated record. NCBI's taxonomy places the organism in Eukaryota, Fungi, Basidiomycota, Dacrymycetes, Dacrymycetales, Dacrymycetaceae. Gene Ontology annotation, biological process: polysaccharide catabolic process. Bases 1 to 1782 code for a protein of 593 amino acids. Gene Ontology annotation, cellular component: fungal-type vacuole. Gene Ontology annotation, molecular function: starch binding; glucan 1,4-alpha-glucosidase activity. The transcript has 5 exons.
AUGCUCCCCUUCCUCCCCCUCCUCACCUUCCUCCUACCUUCUCUAUCCCUUCCCUCCUCCUACACACUCGACAUCCCCACAUUCAUCACCACUGAGUCUCCUAUUGCCCUCUCCGGCUUGCUCGCCAACAUCGGUCCCUCAGGUUUGAAAGCCGAGGGGGCAGCGAGCGGCGUCGUCAUCGCCAGCCCUUCUACUGAGAACCCAAACUAUGACUAUACCUGGAUCAGGGAUGCUUCGCUUGUGAGCAAACUCCUUGUCGACCGCUAUACCCAAGGCAGGGAUCCCUCGCUGCAGGGGAUAAUCGACGACUGGGUCAGUGCCAUGGGUAUCCUACAGCAAGUGCCUAACCCAUCGGGGAACGUCAGCACCGGUGGUCUGGGAGAGCCAAAGUUCAACCCGGAUCUGACUGCGUUCACCGGCGCAUGGGGAAGGCCGCAAAGGGACGGUCCUGCUCUUCGCGCAAUCUCUAUGCUCACGUACGCUACCUACCUCCUCGGCCAGGGGAAUACGAGCUACGUACGGAACACGCUCUGGCCCAUGAUCACCCUCGACCUGGGGUAUGUGGCGCAGAACUGGAACAUGACGGGCUUUGACCUGUGGGAAGAACAAGACGGGUCGAGUUUCUUCACCCUGCUCAGUCAGGCGAGGGCGUUACAUCAGGCUGCUCCUUUAGCUCAGACAUACGAGGACGCGAGUACGGCGCAGAUGUGGGAGCAGCAGGCGGGGAACAUCCUCUGCUUCUUGCAGUCCUUCUGGACCGGGAACUACGCGUUGGCGAAUAUCAACCUACCCUCUUCCCGCUCUGGACUGGAUACGAACACGGUACUAGCCUCGAUACACGCCUUUGAUAUUGCAGCUGGGUGCGAUAGUAACACCUUCCAGCCCUGUUCUGACAAGGCGCUUGCAAACCAUAAAGCCGUUGUGGACUCUUUCCGCUCUCUGUACUCUUUGAACAGCCAGUACGGGCCCGAUCAGUCUGUGGCGGUAGGGAGGUACAAAGAGGAUGUGUAUUACAACGGGAACCCAUGGUACCUUACCACCCUGGCCUGUGCAGAACAACUCUACUCCUCGCUCCAGACCUGGACAUCCCAAGGGUACCUAACGGUCACCCCCCUCUCUCAGCCUUUCUUCGCCCAGUUCCUCCCUUCCAUCUCCUCCGGCACCUACGCCUCCUCUAACGAGACGUAUACCCAGCUGGUGCAAGGCGUGCAGGGGAUGGCAGACGGCUUCGUCUCCAUUGUACAGCAGUAUCUCCCCUCAGACGGAGGCCUGAGCGAGCAAUUCCAUAAAUCCUCGGGUACUCCCACCUCCGCUGGUGAUCUCACCUGGUCAUACGCCUCCUUCCUCUCCAUGGCCGACUCACGAGCGUCCCUCCCCCCCUCCUCCUGGGGCGCCCAAACCCUCUCCCUCCCCUCCGUCUGUCAGCCCGGCCCCCAACCCCCACAAGUCCAGAUAACAUUCGUCGAAUCCGCCACAACCCAAUACGGGGAGAACAUCUACCUCACAGGGUCGAUCCCCCAACUAGCUGACUGGAGCACCACGGCCGCUCUCCCUCUUGGCGCGGCGAACUACCCCGAUUGGAGUGUGACUGUUCAAGUACCGGUCGGGGAGAGCUUCCAGUAUAAGUUUAUUAGGAUAUAUAAUGGUCAAGUGACGUGGGAGAGUGAUCCUAAUAGGCAGUACACGGCGCCAGAGAGUGAGGAAGUGACGGUUGAUGAUACAUGGCGGGCAAGCAACGUACAGUACGGUACUGUAGCAUUAGCACGCACGCAUGACGUAUAG